GUGUGAUGUUUCCAUGAAUCUGUCUCAGUGACGACAAACAUGAGUAAAACCAGAAAUUUAAAGCCAAAUCUCACCUGGUGAUUACCUGAACCCUUUGCUGUGAGUGGCUGUAUGGUGACAGACACCACUGACAUAGGAAGAGUGCAUUUGUACAAAUGGAUCAAUGUUCUGUGAUGAGAGGCUGAGUGAUCGAGCAGUGGUGGAGAUUCCACACGAGCACUCUGAACAACUCCAGAGGUUCACGCUGCUGGACAUCAGGCAGCACUUUAGACGGCUCUUUGCACCGUGAUACAUGGAAAUACAACACAGGAGAAGCAUGAGGCAACGCUGUGCUCUCAAACAUGGAAUACUCAAGGAAUUCCUGGCAGAAUUCCUGGGGACGUUUGUCUUGGUUUUGUUUGGCUGUGGCUCAGUCGCUCAAACUGUCCUCAGUCGAAACACCCUGGGUGAACCACUGUCUGUCCACAUCGGCUUCUCUGUGGGACUGAUGAUGGCAGUAUACGUGGCUGGUGGAGUGUCAGGAGGCCACGUCAACCCCGCCGUGUCUUUGGCCAUGGUGAUUCUGGGCAAACUGAAGAUUUGGAAGUUUCCCAUCUAUGUCCUUGCUCAGUUUCUUGGCGCCUUCGCUGGAGCUGCUACAGUCUUUGGAUUAUACUACGAUGCUUUCAUGGACUUCACCAGUGGGAUUUUGUCAGUGACAGGAAUCAAUGCAACAGGUCAUAUUUUUGCUUCAUACCCUGCGAGACACCUGUCAGUCCUGGGCGGCUUCAUCGAUCAGGUGGUGGGGACAGGAAUGCUGGUCUUGUGCAUCCUCGCCAUCAUCGACGGUGGAAACAUUGGCGCACCUAAAGGCAUGGAGCCUCUCGCCAUCGGACUGAUCAUCAUGGCCAUCGGUGUUUCCAUGGGACUGAACUGUGGAUACCCCCUGAACCCGGCGAGAGACCUGGGACCCCGACUAUUCACAGCUGUGGCAGGGUGGGGGAUGGAGGUUUUCAGCACUGGAGACUACUGGUGGUGGAUUCCUGUGGCGGGGCCCAUGGUGGGUGGAGUGGUUGCGGCCGUUGUCUACUACCUGUUUAUUGAGCUGCACCAUUCCCACAACAAGUCCGAGAAGCCCCACGGGGAUGAGGAGGAGGAGGAGGAAGAGGAGGAGGAAGACGACGAUGAGGACAGCAGUCUGAAAGACAAAUAUGAGAUGAUCACCAUGAGCUAAAAAGACACUCAAUUCCAGGACUGACUGUAUCAAAUCAGCUGUUUUUACUGUCAGUCACAUGACAAACACCCAGCACAGCUUCCAUCUGUAGAAGGUCAGGCGUCCCCUGUCAGUGUCUCUCUGUGCUAAACCUGGUAAACCUGACUGAUCUCAGCUCAGUGUGGUGACAACGUUAAAACCUUCAUGCGUCAAAGCGCAAAGAAACAAAGUCAAAUACAUAAGGAAACGUUAUAGAUUGAAAGAAACUGCAGCUAGUUGCACAAAUGAACCAGCACAGUAUCUGUUUUUCAAACCAGUGCUGGACUGUUUCCUCUGCAGUUUUAAGUUUUUGUGUUGAAAAUGUCAGUCCUGCUUUACAUUGCCAUGACUUUUCAUUUAUGCUGUAAAUACUGUAUAAUAAAUAUUAUCCUUAAUUUAAAAAAAAAACUCAUGUGGAAACAAGAGAUUAAUAGUUUAUGCAUGCCACUUUCCUUUCAUCAUUAUUAUUAUUAUUUUUAUGUCACUCUGUUGUUUUGUCUACAUUAAAGUUUUUAAAGAGA
Molecule: messenger RNA, 1752 nt
Organism: Solea senegalensis (Senegalese sole)
Lineage: Eukaryota; Metazoa; Chordata; Actinopteri; Pleuronectiformes; Soleidae
Product: aquaporin-9-like
Exons: 6
Coding region: 293-1213 (306 amino acids)
Biological process (GO): water transport; glycerol transmembrane transport
Cellular component (GO): plasma membrane; basolateral plasma membrane
Molecular function (GO): urea transmembrane transporter activity; glycerol channel activity; water channel activity
Source: RefSeq, a predicted model, not a curated record